Molecule: messenger RNA, 1883 nt
Organism: Lontra canadensis (Northern American river otter)
Lineage: Eukaryota; Metazoa; Chordata; Mammalia; Carnivora; Mustelidae
Product: basic proline-rich protein-like
Exons: 3
Coding region: 1-1047 (348 amino acids)
Source: RefSeq, a predicted model, not a curated record
AUGCUCGCUUCUGGGGCCCGCCUGCGAGCUACACGGCAGGGUGGCAGACACUUCCCCGGCGGGGCAGACACAAAGCCAAGGCGGUCCCCGGUUCCUGACUACUCGGAGCCGAGUUCGGACUUCACUCCGGGGCAGGGGGCGCGGCGAGGCUGCCGAGGAGCAGGCCUCCGGGACGACUGCGGUGGCGCGGAACCCCGGCGCGCCCCCGACACUGCGGCGGGGACGCGGCCCGUGGGGGCGGGGCAGUCGUGGGAUUGGGGGGGGUGGGGAUCGCCGGCCAAACUGCCCGCGGAAGGGCCUCCCAGGCGGCGCCGGGGGGACUGGCCGGGCGGGAGGCUGCGGCGGGAGGGCGCGGGCGCCGAGCUGAGGGGUCGCGGCUGUUGCGGUCCAGCCGGUUGCCCCGGCUGCGCGGCGGAGGCGGGCCGACGGCGGCCGCCGCGCCUGGGCCUCACAAAGAGGAAACAGUCCAGCCCGUCAGCCCGCAGCCCCGGCACUGGGACCCGCCCAGAGGGGUCAAGGGCGACGGCUCUGGGCCCCCGGGGGGAGCCUAGCGAGGAAGAGGCACUUCCUGCCUGGGUCCCCCCGCCCCGGGCCGAUCCCGGAGUGUUUCGAAGCCGUCGGCCCGGAGGGCUCCUCACCCCGCAUCGGGCUCCUAGUCCAGCCCCCCUCCCACCGCACUCACCCGGAGCGACUGUGAGAUCCGCGGCCGUAAGCGGAUCCUCGCUCCUCAGCUGGGAUGAAGCCCCUCGGCCACCCGAGUCUCCAGGUUUAGUCAGGCCCUGGCCUUGGCCCCGCCUCUCCCUGGUUGGGCCUCUACGUCAAUCACUCGGCAUAGCUCCACCCCUCGAGCAGUCGGCUCUCCCGGUUGGCCCAGAAUGCCCUUCAUUCCUAGGCCCCGCCCUCAUCCCCGGCCUCCUGCCCCUUCCGCUAGGCCCCGCCCCUUCCCUGGUUCACCCUCCCCCACUCCCUCUCCCCUCCGCGUCGCUGCCCACCCCUCCCAGAAGCCGCAGACCCAGGGAGAGCUCCCGCAGCUCGCUCCGCCCCUGACUCUACUCCUCGUACUCGUACAGCCAAUCAAAGAGGCUAACUCUGCCCCUUCUCCGGAGGCGGCCAAUGUGGAGAGACUUCGGAUCCACCUCCUUCCCAGCUGAGAGCACACAACACAGCAUCCACGUGAGUCAGCUUCUUAAAGGAGAAGGCUCAGCCUUUCUAAUUGCGGCAGAUGUAAGACAUCGCGCGUCAUCAGCGUCACCAGGUGGUGGCUAAGGCCUAGCUUUUUGAGACCCAGUGAUGGCAAAUGAAAACAACAGGCUGUUUUUCUAGGCAAAGCAGGUGCCUUGAUAGUUACACCUCACCGUGUCAUUAAUUUCUUUGAGAUUGCUUACUUUUGUCAUGCCUUUAAAAAGGCCACCUUUUAUUGACAAACCCCAAACCCUUUGAAUCUCGGUGUAUAGGAAAUCCGGAAGAACAUGGGAAAAGGCAUUUUUCAAGUGUGCCUGACUGAAUUUACAACUCGAGUUUUCUUUUGGUAGUGGAAAUGAUUAUCAAGAGGAUGAGAAAAUUCCACAUAGAGAUUGUCUACCUCUGAAAGUCCGAUAUUUGUUGAAGAAGGUAGCUGUUCCCCCUAACCCUCAUCAACGCCUAAGACAGGUUUUGCGUCUCAUCUUAUUUGAGUUUUCCAGAUGAGUAAACUGAAGCACAGUGAUUAACAUGCCCAAGGUCACCCAGUAGAGUUAUUAUACCCUGUAAUCGUAAACUUGGAAGAGAAUGAUGAAAAGGUUAAUCUAGAUGAUGACGACGUGCAGAGUUAAAAUCCAAACGUGCGGUAAGGAGGGCAGAUAGGAAUGGAAUGGAAGGAACAGGUUUAACUUUAACAAAAAUGG